Labeo rohita (rohu) is the source of this 3127-nucleotide messenger RNA. RefSeq names its product sterol O-acyltransferase 1 (gene soat1). Gene Ontology annotation, molecular function: cholesterol binding; fatty-acyl-CoA binding; cholesterol O-acyltransferase activity. The record is from RefSeq and is a predicted model, not a curated record. The transcript has 16 exons. The coding region runs from base 163 to 1833 and encodes 556 amino acids. Gene Ontology annotation, biological process: cholesterol efflux; cholesterol metabolic process. Gene Ontology annotation, cellular component: endoplasmic reticulum membrane. NCBI's taxonomy places the organism in Eukaryota, Metazoa, Chordata, Actinopteri, Cypriniformes, Cyprinidae.
AGCGCCUGUUGUUUCAGUAGAUUUCAACAGGCCUGAUGCUGCUGUCACACGGAUUUCAUUCAAUCACACAGCGUCGCCAGCAUCAACAUUUACCGAGCUGGUCUUCAGAAAGCUGAGUUGACUAUUAUAGACGUGUGUAUUAGGGAGAAGCACAACGGCAGGAUGGUGAAUGAGGGUGCUGGCGCCCCACGCAGUCGCAAGGGGUCCCAUAAGGUGGCUCCGUCAUCAGACCAGGAUGGCACUGGAGCCGAAAAAGCUACAGGAGAAGUAUCCUGCCCCAGUAAUGGAACAGUGGAAGUGGAGCACAUUAUCAGCACAAAACUACAGCUGAAGAAGAAAGCUGAGCUUUUGAAGGCAGACCUGAUGAGGCAGUUCGACACUCAAGUCAAUGAAUUCAUGGACAGUCUGAUAGAAGAGUCUGCCAGUUUGGGUUCCUCCCAUAUGAGCACAGUCUUUCCUCUCUCAGAUAAGGAGAAAAGCAAACUCAGGCAUACGCGACCUUCUCAAGGCCACAGCAAGCAGUUUGUGAUCCGUCGAUCCCUGUUAGAUGAUCUGUUUGAGGUGAACCACAUUCGCACCAUCUAUCACAUGUUCAUUGCUCUCCUUAUCCUCUUCAUCUUCAGUACGCUCGUUGUGGAUUUCAUCGAUGAGGGCAGACUGGUGCUUGAGUUUGAUCUGUUGGUGUAUGCGUUUGGCCAGUUCCCCCUAGUGGUUGUCACGUGGAUGUGUAUGUUCCUGUCCACGCUUGUGGUUCCAUAUGUGCUGCUCAGUGUCUGGGCCAGUAUUUACCCCACGUCAAACUUUCGGGCCUUAUGGACAGUGCUGGUCGGUUCUCUCUUGCUGCUGUACCAGGGGCUUUGUUUGGGUUUCCUACCCACUUAUGUGGUGCUAAAGAACGGCCUUCCCCCUGCCUCAUGCUUCAUACUUAUUCUAGAACAGGUGCGACUGAUAAUGAAGGCUCACUCUUUCAUCAGGGAAAAUGUGCCAAGAGUGCGAUCCUUAGAACGAAACAAGACAAAUUCAUCAGCUGUACCUCAGUUCACCCAAUAUAUUUACUUUCUCUUUGCACCCACCCUGAUUUACAGAGACAAUUAUCCACGAAAUCCAUGCAUUCGGUGGGGUUAUGUGGCUACAAAGUUUGCACAGGUGAUCGGGUGUUUGUUUUAUGCGUAUUACAUAUUUGUGCGGCUGUGUAUCCCUCAGUUCCGCAGUAUCAGUAUGCAGCUCUUUGACCUGAGGGCCAUGGUGUUGUGUGUCUUCAACUCUAUACUGCCAGGAGUGCUGGUGCUUUUCUUGGCGUUCUUUGCCUUUCUGCAUUGCUGGCUUAAUGCAUUUGCUGAAAUGCUACGGUUUGGAGACAGAAUGUUUUAUAAGGACUGGUGGAACUCCACUUCAUUUGCUAACUAUUACCGCACAUGGAAUGUCGUAGUACAUGAUUGGCUUUAUUACUAUGUGUACAGGGACUUCCUAUGGAUGACACAGAAGCGAUUCCGUGCAGCAGCCAUGUUGGUUGUUUUCACUGUGUCUGCUGUGGUGCACGAGUACGUUCUGGCCAUCUGCUUUGGCUUCUUCUACCCCGUCUUGUUCUGCCUCUUCAUGUGCUUUGGAAUGGUGUUUAACUUCGUUCUCCAUGACCGGAGAAAAGGGCCGAUCUGGAACGUGAUCAUGUGGACUGCGCUGUUCCUGGGCCAGGGUGUUCUCAUCUGCCUGUACUCUCAGGAGUGGUACGCGCAGCGCGUCUGCCCCAUUCAAGAGCCUUCUUUUAUAGAUUUGCUGAAGCCUCGAUCCUGGACUUGUUCUCCACCAACUGACACUGCUGUGGAUGCUCAGUAAAGCCACACCACCAGAUGAACUUUUCUUUUUUCUUUUUUUAGCAUUCUGUAGGUACUGCACUAUGACCAAACAAAGUGAAAAGUGACAAUCUUACUCUGUAAUCAUGAGGACAAUGUUUUAUAAAGAGGCCUUAGAUAUUUUAUUUGUUUGGAUCUUAAUAUUUAUGAUAACAUCUAUAAUAGAAUGUAGAAUAUCUGUAAUGUGCAUUAUGAAUAUUUCGUUAUUUCCUUUCAAAUUUCAAAGUGACAAUCUAGUUAGCGUUUAACAGUCUAUUUUAGUUUAUGUCUGAUCUGGCUAAAGAGAUUCUAUUUUUAGAAGCCUUUGUGAUGUCAUAAAGUUGAGAUCAGAUUGUACAGUAAAUGUGUUUUGUUUACUGCCACUUCUCAGAUAGUGUUUGAUAUUGUGGUGUUAUUCCAGUACUGGAGAGGCCAUGGACAAGUGGAACAUUUUAACCGGUUUUUGGACUUCACAAAAUUGUAGAAUGUUUACAAGCGGAUUUAAAUUAUGUGCCAUACUGCUGUUAAACACAAAAAUUGUUUACUUCAUACCUUUCACUCCAAGAGUUUUAAUUAAAAUGACUAUGAUUUGGUGGAAAUUCUCAAGUUUGCCAUUCUGCCAGUUUUAUUUAAUUUAGUUACUGUUUGAACAGUUUAGACUGUUAGGAUUUAGAGUUCUGGAAAUUUGGACUUAAUAUAAUUUUUUUUUCUUUCUCCCUAGAGCUAAACUAAUUAGAUACUAAUUUAAAAUGCUUUAGGACUUAUUUAUUACAAAAUAGGGUAUCAGGUUUUUGAAAGUGUUGAGGUAUUGCAGCUGGCUGCACUCAUGUGAUCAUUACUACUAAUGGUUUUCAAGCACAAUCCCUUUAUUAGUUAUAAAUUAUUAUGUACACUGCCAGGGAUAAUAAAGUCUAGGACAUUUUGAAUAUCAUUUACUGGUGCAAAAACAGUUUUGAGUGAAAACUCUCUCCAAUUCCGCCGUAUGUUUGAGAUUGUAUUAUAUUUUUAAAUCAUACCUGCAAUAACUGUGAUGACCAGCAGGUGGUGAUGGAGAGUUGAAUGUUAGGACUACUGUAUAUUUGCACACAGCCUUUUAGAUUUUGUCUCUUUAUGCCAACUGCCAUGUAAAUGCUCAGUGCGACUGAAUUGCGACUGUAAUUUUCAUCACAGAAACGUGAUCAAUAUUUUGGAACAGAUGUCAUAUUUUUAAACAAAGUUUGACCAAAAUCUUGUGAAAUUCUCAGUGCGUAGCCUGUACCAACAUGCUCUGUAAUGGACAAAUAAACAGUUUAACUGAC